CUUUGUAUCGUUCUUAUCAGUGUAUUGAAUUCGACAGAGUGAGAGAACUUUCAUCGUUCGAAAGUUUGGUUAUUUUCGCUUCAAAAACGAUCAAUAAAAAAGUUAUUUAAAGAAUGUGGAAUGUGUUAUGGAAUUCUUAACGAUGAUUUGAAAUAAUCAUUGCUCUACGGUGGAGUUCGGCUCUCAGUGAUUACAGUUAUUUGACGUCUUGCUACAGUGUGCAAUAAAAUGAGUGAAGAAGUCGAAAACGUCCGUGUGGCUGCUAGGGUUCGACCCUUGAGCACCAAGGAACUAGAGCGAAAAUGUCGUUCGGUGGUUAAUGUAGAAACUUAUAAUAAUUCAAUUUACGUAUUCAACCCUAAUACCACUCAGCGAAGUAUUCCUAAAACAUUCAAUUUUGAUGUAGUCUUUGACAAGGAUUCCAAGCAGAUGGACGUUUACAACGAAUUAGCUCGGCCCAUAGUUGAUAAAGUACUUGCUGGAUACAAUGGAACCAUAUUAGCUUACGGUCAAACUGGUACUGGAAAAACGUUCACGAUGGAAGGUAUUAACGCGGAACCAGAAUUACGAGGCAUUAUUCCGAAUUCUUUCGCACAUAUAUUCGGACAUAUAGCAAAAGCGAAAGACGAUAUAAAAUUCUUGGUGAGGGUAUCGUAUUUCGAAAUAUACAACGAAGAAAUUCACGAUUUGCUGAGCAAAACAUGUUACUCUCAAAAUUUAGAAAUUAAAGAACGAUCUGAUAUCGGCGUUUAUGUGAAAGAUCUGUCGACUUUUAUUGUCAAUAAUGCCGAAGAUAUGGAACGUAUUAUGAUGAUGGGAAAUCGCAGGAGAAUUAGUGCUGCUACUGCGAUGAAUAUAACGAGCUCGCGUUCUCACGCGAUUUUCUCCAUAACCGUCGAAACGAGUAAGACAGGUUCGGAUGGGAGACAACGCGUUAAAGCUGGCCGACUGCAUCUUGUCGAUUUGGCGGGUUCCGAAAGGCAAAGUAAAACGGAAGCGACAGGUCAACGCUUCAAAGAAGCUACCAAAAUUAAUUUAUCGUUGUCAACAUUGGGUAACGUGAUAUCAGCGUUGGUGGAUCGAAAAUCUUCUCACAUUCCUUAUCGUAAUUCAAAACUAACCCGAAUAUUGCAAGAUUCAUUAGGAGGGAACGCUAAAACCGUUAUGUGCGCCACUAUUAGUCCUGCGGAUUAUAACUACGAUGAAACUAUUAGCACCCUAAGAUACGCUAGCAGAGCUAAACUCAUUCGUAAUACAGUCCAUGUGAACGAGGAUCCUAAGGAUGCCCUCUUGAGACAAUUCCAAAAAGAAAUUGAAUCUUUGAAAAAACAAUUGGAAGACGGCAAAGAGGAUCCCGAUAAAGAAGAUUCCGAAGAAACUACUGUACCAGCGGUUAAAAAUAUGGAUAUGGAGAAAAGUUUAGACGAAGAUAAAUUGGGUGAAAAAGUCAAAGAAGAUCCCGAAGCUUUAGCUCACGAAUUGGAAUUGAAAAACGUCCAAAAUGAAACCGAAGAAUUGAAAAGAAAAUUAGAGAGUCUUGAGAAAAAGAUAUUAGUUGGAGGAGAGAAUCUUUUAGAAAAAGUAGAAACACAAGAACAACUUCUAGAAAUGGCUGCCAAAGAACUCGAAGAACGUAAAGCUCGCGAAACUCAUCUCAGUGAACAAAUUAAACAAAAAGAGUCCGAAAGGUUGGACGCUGAAGAGAAAUAUUCCAGUUUACAAGAAGAAGCUGCUGCUUUAACAAAAAAGAUUAAAAAAGCUCAAUCAAUGUUGAUGUCUACCAAAGAAGAAUUGAAAGAUUUAUGCCACGAAAACCAAAGAGAAAUGGAAGGGUUGUUGGAAAAUAUUAGACAACUGAAUAAAGAAUUAGGCUACCUCGACGCUAUCGAAAAAUUCUACAUUCCUGAUGAUUAUCGAGAAUUGAUCGAACAACACGCUCAUUGGAAUGAGGAAAUCGAUGAAUGGGAAUUGAAAUGUGUCGCUUAUACCGGAAACAACAUGAGGAAAACUUUACCCCAAUCAAAUUCUCAAUCCAAUUUUGAGAUUCCUCCGCCAGAUUUAUCAUUUGUUUAUAAAAUGUAUCCUUCUAGUCGACAUCACACAGGCCGAACUCGAACUAAAUCAGCUAAAUAAUAUCAACGGAUAAAAUCGCUCACUAUGUAUCUAGUCGCUUGGAGUAUUAAUACUUUACUGUUUUUGUUACCUGCGUUUUUCUUUUCUUUUUUCAUUGUGUACGUGGCUUGAAUUAUAAUUACUAAUUCAUAUUGCAAUAAAUUAAUAUUUACGUUA
Planococcus citri (citrus mealybug) is the source of this 2289-nucleotide messenger RNA. RefSeq names its product kinesin-like protein 64D (gene Klp64D). The record is from RefSeq and is a predicted model, not a curated record. Gene Ontology annotation, biological process: microtubule-based movement; mitotic cell cycle. Bases 229 to 2133 code for a protein of 634 amino acids. Gene Ontology annotation, cellular component: microtubule. Lineage: Eukaryota; Metazoa; Arthropoda; Insecta; Hemiptera; Pseudococcidae. The transcript is spliced from 12 exons. Gene Ontology annotation, molecular function: microtubule motor activity; microtubule binding; ATP binding.